Molecule: messenger RNA, 3012 nt
Organism: Coniophora puteana RWD-64-598 SS2
Lineage: Eukaryota; Fungi; Basidiomycota; Agaricomycetes; Boletales; Coniophoraceae
Exons: 8
Coding region: 1-3012 (1003 amino acids)
Source: RefSeq, a predicted model, not a curated record
AUGCCUGCCAGUCGGAACACCGGCGUCUCACACGACGUAGACGUUGUCUACGGCAGUUCAUCGCGCUUCUUCGCUCGCAACGAGCAGCUCAAGGUCACCCGACAGAAGUCCAUCCACGAGCGCAGGGAGCUACAGGAGCGUCUCCGCUCCAGUAGCAAAGGUUUCAGCCGGGAAUCUUUGCAGGUGCUCGCGGAAGUCACGCACGACGACGACGACGACGAUCAACACCACGGUUUCACUACCUUUGAGGCUCAUGAGGACACGCAGACGAGCGAGGGCCAGUGGGUGGACGAGGACGAGGACAUCGCGACCGACGAGUUUAUGGCUGCAGUGCAGGAACACGCUCGGAACAAACUCAACGCCAGCCAGGACCAUCGGACCUGGCGCCAUCGGCUUCGACGUGCACAAGAAAAUCUUCUGCCCAGCAUUCCGGGCAUGACAGCGGGCUAUCUAAGGUGGAUGUACCCUCCCCCUAUCCACACCUCUUCUUCCCCUCUCCCUUCAGACCCGACCUUGACCGAUACCUCCAUGGACUCCAUGGACCCUCCCCAGCCCCGCACCAGCUCUCAGGGCGCUGAUUGGUCCUUCAAAAUCGCCGUGAUCGACAUUUACACGCUUGACACCCUGGCCACCAUCCCUCGCUCCGAAGACUGCCCCAGCACUUCGGAAGCCCUCGCAUCUGCCGGCUAUAUUGGCACCACCCCUGAUAGCCCCACCCUCGCAUUUUCAAUCCGCACCUUGGAGCUGUAUCGCCGCCUCCGCCUGCGGAAGGCAUCGUUUAGCGUCGAGGCGUUUUCGAAGGUGAUUUGUGACCUCUAUGCGUGGUCGUAUCGCCGAACCUAUCGGACUGCUCUAGCAAACGCAUUCGACGCAUAUUUGCUGGUCCGUCGUCGGGUCGAUGAGGACGUGCAGAAGGCUCUCGGGCGCGAUGGGCGUGACUGGCGGGCAAAGUUUGGCUGCCCCGCCUGUGGAUAUGAGGUCAAUGAUGAGCCUCCCCUCAAAUACCGCCGCAUGCUCACGUUCGACGGCAACAACUCCCUCUCUCGCAUGAAGGCUUUCGGUGACCGGCAGGUCGGCGAUCUGCGCCGAUUCACCGGAGACUACUUCCUCACUACUGAGGAAGUCGACAAGUUCGCGAAUGGCGUACAGAAGCUCGACAACUCCGACCUCGUAUCUGAUCCCGGCAUUGGCCUUGAUGACGACGACGACGACGCACAGGGGUCAACCAACAACGACGCUGAGUGCACCAAGAAUUGGAAGGCAGCGGCAGCCGACGCCAAGAAGAAUAGCUGGGGCAUUUUCGACGAGACUGGUAUAUUUGCGAGUGCGUGCCGUCAUGGUAUCAUGCUCUGGGUUGUCGACAUGGUGCGCAGCGGGGAGUUAUUUAAGUACCCCCUGGCAACAGUUCAGAAGGCACUUGACGUGCUCGGCCCGAGGCUGAUGAUCGCGUAUGACAUCGGCUGUAAGCUGAAGACUACCAUCAAGAACUCAUCGCUCGGCCCCACCUUCUCCGCAUCGGAAUCCACCAUGUGCGUUGACGCGUUCCACGGCUACACCCACAAUUUCUCCUGCCAGGACUCGAACCAUCCCAGCAUCUUGGAAGGUGCUGGCCUCGAAGACUUCGGUUUCAUGGAGCGGAUUUUCAGUCAAUCAAACAACCUCACCGUCCUCGUCCGCUACGCGUCUGCAUUCAACAGACGUCUUUUCAUCUCUCUGUAUUUCACACAGUGGGACAAGGACCGUUAUCUCGGCAUCGGCUACACGCUCUACCGAGGCUAUGUCCGGGCACUCAGGGUCAUCAAAGCCGACGACGCGGCGUUAGUCCAAGCAAAAGUCUCACUCAACAUCACUGACGCCGAGCUGGAAGUGUGGAAGGUCGAGCAAAGCCAGUACCUCAAGACUGUCGGAGAGGAGGAUGAGUACGACGUCUUUGCUGUGACGUACGUGGAGCUCCUUCAGAAGCUCCGCAUCGCAAGGGCGAAAGCAGAUAAACAUAAGGGCUCAUACACCGAUGCUAUCCCCGACGGCUACGAACCAGCCCCCGUCGCCUUCGUCAACUUGAAGGCCCACUGGAGUGACAAGGACACUUCGCUCUCCCAGACACGGAAACUCGAGACGGCCAUGCGUCGUUCACGCGAUCGCGUCGAUGCACUGGACCGGGACAUCACGGACAUCGAAAUCAAGAUGGGGAUCGCUCGGCGGUGGGAGCCAUUCGACGAAGACUACAUCCACGCCGUUGAGUACGUCAACAAACGCAAGUACCAUUGUGCAUUGAACAAGCUUCAACGUCUUGUCGUCCUCCGUCUCCUUGAGCUGCACAAGUUGAACCUUGGCCGAGUCGGCUAUAAAAUGCGGUCACACAUGGGCAAGUCUCUACAAGCACGUUGCCGAGCCAUACGCAAUGCCGUCGCCGAAUACAAUGCCGCAGCCAAAGACAUUGGGAAGCCGCAACUUGACUGGUCGAAGGUAUCAAACUAUUCGUUUGUUGAAGAGUUUACUCUAUUGCAGGAAACACGGGACGACGUGCGCUCGAAGCGAUGGACCACGCCUGUGAUUCGCGAAGUCAUGAAGCUCCAUAGCCGCCUCAAGCGUGCGCACGAGGAGAUCGCCCGUCUCGACGUUGAGGUGCGGCGAGUUCAUACAUUCAUCCGCGACGAAGAGAACAUGUUCGACUUCGUUGUGGACGAACUUAACCACACGAAAAGUCCAUUGUCCGGUGCUGUUCAAGACUUCUGCUCACGACGUCGCCGCGCCAACGCUUGCAUCAUGCGGGAUCUGCAGUCCAUCUUCGAACUCGACGGUUUCUCAGGUUCAUGUGAACCUGGUCUGCGGGAUGGUUCUGAUAUCGGCAAGGCGCCGAGCGCAUCACCUGAGCCUCGUGCCCGUAUGUUCGCAUCACAAGAACCUUCGCUAACGGAGACCGUGGACGACGCACUCGACGUAGACGACACGAGAAUGGAGGAAAUGGGUGGGAUGGUCGAUUGGAUGAGUAGCUUGACUGUAUCGCAUUGA